AUGGCGAUUUCUUCCUCUCUGCUUACUUCCAUUUUCACAGGAUCCCACUUUGCCUUUUUUCCAUUUUUAUUUAACUUUGCUUCACUUUCCACUUGUUUCUUAAUCUCCCCACUAUAUGCUCAUACAUCUCCCCCAGAUUCGUGCACACAAGAGAGCCACCUGUACUUUUCAUCCAUUACUUCAGUCUUCUUUAUCAUCAUGAAGUACUCAGCGCUUAUAAUAUCGAUCUUUGUUUCCCUUGCAGCAGCAGGACUCAUAGACCCAACGUUAGAGGUUGUUUGUCCAGACUCUAACGUGGCACAUUGUUACCCAAAGGUAUUCAAGCCUACUGAUGAGUGGCAAACAGUUCGAGAAGGGCAGGACAUACCACCGGGGUUACAUGUUCGUUUGAAUAUGGAAACAGGAGAACGAGAAGCAAAGCUCGUUCUGGAGGAGGAUUCAGAUGCGCAGGUUCCCGUUUUGGUGGAAGGUGCCCAAGUUGAGCUGGAAGUACCUAUCGAACAGAAGAUUCAAGAAACCCUCAAAAAGUAUAAGCAAGAGCAAAUGAACUUUCGAAAAUCCAAGGUGAGCGAAUCAGAACUCUCCGACUAUGCUUCCUCGGUGGAAGAACUAUUGCAUUUCGGCAAGAACGCAGAUGUCUCGCGCUUGGAAAAGGCCUUGGACACUUUGAUAGACUUGAGUCAUGACAUUGACUUUGGAGAACGUUUGACGAGGGAUCCUAAGGUCUUUUCUUCAUUGUUGGACGCUGCACAGCUUACUUCUUCGGAGUCUCAGAUCCCAGAAAAGUCAUUCCGGAUCAUGGGUUCGUCUUUGAGAAAUAAUCCUGCUGCAGUCACAAAUGUUUUCGAAAAGCAGGAUGACAACUUUAUGGUGACUCUUUUUGCAACAUUAGAGAGCCCAGAAACGCUGGACGUGGUGCGGAAACGGAUUGCAGGGGUGAUACAUGCGCUUGCCUCGGAUAUGGCUUUCGCCUAUCAGUUUUUCAAUGUCGAAGACGCAUCCAAAUCACUUGGUUUUCUGAGGCUUUUGCGUAUUUUUCCAAAAGCAGAUCAUGAAACGCAAGAGCGUAUUGCCAUGCUUUUUGAGGACUUGAAUCUCUUGCCAUCUCUGCCUGACAAGAGAGAUGAAGAUAGCCCCAAACCACAAGAGCGUGUAUCAGAAAUGCUCCAGACUUUGGUGCCAGCUUCACAAUCGGAGGAGCAACUACAGAACAUGUUCAAGUCUUUGGUGGAAUUACACAGAAACCACGAUUUAAGGCCAUCAAAGCAGUUCUUGCAGUGGUUGAGCAAAGAAACGGAGAUGCGUAAGAAUACAAAAAACGUUCGGGACAAAACCGAUGCAGAUUUUGACACCUUUAUGUUAGAGGCCCGUCAUCUUGUUUUCGGAAAUCCCAAUGCCUUGCGGAAGGCUGACGAAUUUUAG
This is a messenger RNA of Clavispora lusitaniae ATCC 42720, 1422 nucleotides long. RefSeq lists its product as uncharacterized. Gene Ontology annotation, cellular component: endoplasmic reticulum. The record is from RefSeq and is a predicted model, not a curated record. Gene Ontology annotation, molecular function: adenyl-nucleotide exchange factor activity. Lineage: Eukaryota; Fungi; Ascomycota; Pichiomycetes; Serinales; Metschnikowiaceae.